UCUGUUUUAGGAUCCAACAAACCCAUUGCUCAUAUCGAAGCUGCCACUAAGCAUGAGGUCCGCUAUCCACCCAACACAGGUACUUCAAGUUCUUUGCUCCAAUCUUUGUAUUUUUAAAAUUUAUUUUUGUUGAGCCGGAACUUUGAAACAAAAAACUAAAGUACACCUACAAAGAUAACGAUUUUUUAAAACGCAUAAAACAGGGAAAAAUUCUUUGAGAAAAAGUAUAAAAUGAACGAUUACUUCUACUGUAUCGUUGUAGGGAAACAAUACGUCAUGCAAUCUCAUAAUUAAUCUCAGAAAAUCGUGCUAGGAUAUCGUGGGGUAUUAGGUAGGGUUCAACCUCAAGCCCUGUGGGCGAGGUUAGGUAGGGUUAAAAGUAAAGUUUUGAAAAUUCUUGGAGAGUGAUCACCUUUAUAUGAUCUCUUAAAUCACAUGCGCCUGUUUAUACCUUGCUUCGUAGUGAUCAAGGACUGGUCUGUCAACGCUCCCUACAGCUACCUUGGAUGCGGCAUGAAGUAUCAAGACGGAAAAUUGACGGUGCCUACCCCCGGACGGUACUAUAUCUACGCUCAACUUUACUUCCACAACAAUGGACGAGUCUUUAUCAGGGUUAACGACAAAAUCGUGACCAUGCUUCAACCACCCGUAAAUGAUAAAAACUUCCAUGGUACCGUGUACGCUGGUGGGGUUUUCAACCUGAAUGCUAAUGACGUCAUCACGUUGACUGCCCACUCUUAUCCUGAUCCAUACGGCCCUAAAAUUUACAUGGCCUCCUUACACAGUUACUUUGGCGCAUUUUUGAUUUAA
Molecule: messenger RNA, 810 nt
Organism: Porites evermanni
Lineage: Eukaryota; Metazoa; Cnidaria; Anthozoa; Scleractinia; Poritidae
Source: the annotation of a GenBank genome assembly